Messenger RNA from Pieris napi, 5783 nucleotides. Its product is annotated as zinc finger protein ehn-3. The coding region runs from base 366 to 1787 and encodes 473 amino acids. The transcript is spliced from 7 exons. Lineage: Eukaryota; Metazoa; Arthropoda; Insecta; Lepidoptera; Pieridae. Gene Ontology annotation, molecular function: DNA-binding transcription factor activity; RNA polymerase II cis-regulatory region sequence-specific DNA binding. The record is from RefSeq and is a predicted model, not a curated record. Gene Ontology annotation, biological process: regulation of transcription by RNA polymerase II.
UGUAGGUAUGUUAGCCGUAGGUAUCUAGAUUUAUAGUUGGCCAUUAGAUAGUUCGACGGAAUGGGUUUCAUAAAAAUAAUAAAUUAGUAAUUUUAUUGUAAAUAAAAUAUUUUCUGUGAUUUUAAUUAAAAUUAAUGUAUAAAUUGUUAAUAACUAGAAGUGGAAGCCCACUUAUUCGUGCAUUUACAGUUAUUCGCGUAACACGUAUUUUGUGCAUAGAGUUCAAGUAUUGAAUUAGGCCACAUAGCGAUCUCUCCCUAAAAUACCGCUGUUCUGGCUGUCGCGUGUCUACGUAUUAAGACGGACUUGCAAUUCUAGAUAAGUGAGGCGGGAGAGUGAUGAUCAAAAGGCCGUGAACUAAUGUGAUGUCAUCAAAAGGGGAAACAGAGGCCGAUUCUGGCACGGUGUCGCCAAAUACAUUACCUGUUAAAAAUGAACCGGUGGCGGCACCAAGUAAGGAGACUCCCAAACGAAAUAAUAGUACAUUAUUAAAAUGUACAACAUGUAAUAGCUUCAGUACACUAAGUACCCGGGCUCUAAACACACACAUGGCUCAGUGCUCCCCAGAUAACAAUAAUGUGGCCUCAGCUCAGAAUAAUGAUGCCCGGCCGCACAGAAAACUCUUUGAGUGCGAUGUGUGCAAUAUGAAAUUCUCCAAUGGCGCCAAUAUGCGUCGCCAUAAAAUGCGACAUACUGGUGUCAAACCUUAUGAAUGCAGAGUCUGUCAGAAGCGAUUCUUCAGGAAAGAUCACUUAGCUGAGCAUUUCACAACUCAUACAAAAAGCUUGCCAUAUCAUUGUCCAAUUUGCAAUCGGGGUUUCCAACGCCAGAUCGCGAUGCGCGCCCAUUUCCAGAACGAACACGUAGGUCAGCAUGACCUUGUCAAAACUUGCCCUCUAUGUAGUUACCGCGCGCCCACUAUGAAGAGUCUUCGAGUACACUUCUUUAACAGACACGGUAUUGAUCUCGACAACCCAGGCCCUGGGAAUACCUCUGUUUCCCUUUUGGCUGCUGGAAUCGCAAAUGCAGCAUAUGGUGAUGGUACAAUGGACCCUAGUACACUAAAUGCAUUGGGUGCUCUUGGGUCCGGACUAUCGGUAUCAGUUGCGGCAGCUUAUUCAGAUAGUGGUGACAGCAACGGAGAGAGAUCGGUUGACAAUGCGACACCACCCAUGCACUAUUUGACCCCUCACGUUGAAAUAUCAAUGGCAGACAAUAAUGAAACAUUUUCCCCUGGACAGACUAGUCAUAUGGGCAAUUCAGAUGCCCGUGUGAAUGGGGAAGGUCCCAGUUCACCCCAGUCAGGAGAUAGCGCAGUGGCAAGUAGCUCACUCUCCGCAGGCCUGCCGACUAACAUCACUCCAUCAAUCACACUUAUACCUAUUAAACAGGAGCCAAAUGCGGAAGAGAAUGCAGGUGAAGAUGGGAAUGGCGAAAAACGAGACGUUAAAUCGAGUCUCAAUUCCCUUAUAAAGGUUUCGCCGCUCAAAAGCCUCCUUAGAGAAGACUUACGCCGUAGAAUCUCAGCGCGUGGACGCUCGCGUGGCUCAAAUGCUCGUGCAUCACCAAGCGAAGGCGGCGUGAUAACGUCCACUCACGGCGACGCCCUUCUACCAUCUUCCCUUGUCUGCACAUUCUGCUCUAUCACAUUCCCUGAUUCGACUCUAUAUUUCCUUCACAAGGGUUGCCAUUGCGACUCAAAUCCAUGGAAAUGCAACAUUUGCGGCGAACAAUGCUGCAAUGUUUACGAAUUCAACUCGCAUCUACUGUCCAAAAGCCACCAAUGACUGUUUGCUGGGGGGACGCAAUGAUAUAAGCACUACACGUGAGCGAUUCGAAGGUAUUUAUCUCUCUAUCUAGGAAGAUCUUCGAACUGCUGAUACGUCCCCCCGAAGCUGAAGUGGAAGCUGGUAUGGUACUUUAAAUAUUUCUCUCAUAUGGUUAACUUUCAUGCGUGGAAAGGAAUGCGGUUUUUAAAAUGUUCCAAAUUCAAAUUGAAUGUUUUGUCUUGUUAUGAAUGGAUAAGAAAGGGACAGCAGUAUCGGAAACUAAUGUUUACUUUGAGUGCAAUGUUCCAAAUUUAAAUUUAUUGUAAUGUAGUAUUGGAUGUUAUGAAUGGAAAUUAGUAUGCUUUGAUUGGCAAUGUUCCAAAUUUAAUUUAUUAUUUUGAUGUAGGACGGUAAUACUAGUUCGGUGGAAAUGUGCACUAUAGAUUGUACUGUAUUUGUUACCAUAGUGAAAUUAUUUCUAUAUAAAUGGUAAACACGGUAUUAUCUUUAGUGCAUGACUUAUAAUAAGGUCAGAUAUCGUUCAAACUUGUUCCAAAUUGUUUUUGUUACAUCUGUCUUGCUUUUUUUAAAUUAGUAUGAAGAAGACGGGAAUAGAAUAUGGACGCUUUUUUUUAGGCAAUAUUAAAUUUUUUUUGUACUGCUGAACUUAUAACAGUGUUAAUAAGACAUAUAUUAAAAUGUAAAGUUUUAUUACGGAUUUAUAGAAUGGACUAUGUCAGUUGUCAAAACAGACAGUUGAAGCAAAAUUUAGCGUUGUUAUUGUGUCAUCAUAUGUCAAAUAUUGCUUUACGAGAAUUUGAAUUUGGAACAUAACUCUCAUUUGAAGGAUCAUACUGGUUUACCAAAUUGUGGUGCGAGUAAGGAUAUUUUUAUGGAUAUUUUAGUACUUAAUCGGUUUAAUUAGAUAGUGUUUGGGACCUGUCGGAAAUUAUCGAAGUGAAAUUUAAACAUUCCGAAUUGCAACGAGUGCAUUCCAUUUAAUGAGAUUGACUUAUGGCCUCUGGCGGGGAUUAUUGUUAUCAUAAAAGAUUUUAUUUAUUUAUUUUGUGUACUUAUGUAUAGUGAUAUACAAAUAUCUAUUGUGGUGCGAUAGUGAAUUUUACAAAUGUUUAAUGCAUGUACAAAUUAAUAUAUUUUUACAUUUCACUAUUCAAUAUUUUAUUAUGGCAAAGCCUAAAUGUGAUGACCGGAAUUAAAAAUUUUCCGUUUCUAUUUAUUUUCUACGCAUAUGAUGCAAGUCCACGACUAUACUUAAUGUACAAGUUGAUUUUUGUUGUUAUUUUAUUUAUAUUCUAAAAUGGGAUAUCGUACUUAAGUGGUCCGUGAAUCAUGAUUUAGUUGAAAGUAUAAGGAAUCCACACGUAUGGUGAGGCGAAUAGCUAGAAGAAUUUCUACAUCCCUAUCUAGCGCUUUUACCGCUAUCUAGCGGAAUCUUGUGUUAAAAUUCAGUGUCAAGACUGAAUGUCACUCUUGGAUUUGUCAGCGCUUAAAUAACUUAGCGACCAAUCUAGCGCUUUAGAACCUUAGCGGUGAGUUAUUAAGAAACAGCGGAUCUGUUUUCUUGGGCUUUGUUUAGCGUUUAAUUUAAUGUUUAAAUCUAGCACUUUUUUCGACUUUCGUAUUUGCAGUUCAGCUAGGCAACACUUCAGCCGUUCUCUUCAUUCACCAAAGAAAGUUUAGCGCUGAGUUAUAGAUAAACAGCACAGCACAUAAUCAGUGCCUUUUAAAGCACUGUUUUAAAGCGCUACAUUAGAAUUUAGCGCUGACUUUUACUUUUUUACUUUCGUAUUUUUAGUUGGCAACACUGCCGCUUUUCCCUUCAUUCGCCUCACUAUUCAGCGAGUGUGUUGACGCUCUGUAAUUUAUUGCUCAAUACUUUCAAGGCUCAAGGAGUGGGUUCAAUUCGGUGCAAGCGAUUCGCACAAAAUUAUCAUGUAACAUUGUAAUUCGUGCUUUUUGGUGCACCUAUAUAUAUACCCUCGUAGGUAUUUCGAAUUGGUAAUUUAAAACUACUUAAUAUAAGCGAUAUAACAGCUAUUAAUAAUUAUUGCGCCAAAUGUGCUCAACAGAGAAAUAUUUUAUGCAAAUUAUUUAUUAGAGAAAAUUUAAGAUAUUUAAAUGUUAUCAGAUUAAUAUAUUAUUUAUGAGUUCUAAUGCAGUUAUACAAUCACUCUAUAGUCUAUUGAAGUUCUAAACAUUCCAUUUUUAAUUAAGAUUGUAUUGACUGCAUUGGGGUUAGUUUCGGUACUUGCAGGUGAGUUUUGGCUUACAAAACAUUCCUUAUAGUAUAAACGAUAAGUACUUAAUAUCGGUUGUGGUCUUGCCUGUUAAGUUAACGAAAUCGUUUAGAUGGAACUGAAAUUGUUAACCAACGAAGUGUCUAUUGUCUUUACGUUUAAAUAAAAUACUGUUAAAACGAAAUCAUUAAUUUAAAACUUAAACAUCUACCCUCACACUGACUUUUACUGACAUUUGAUCGCAUCUAUAAGUUAUUGUUAGCCUACUUAAUCGUGUCAAUUGUUUAUGAAGGAUUUUAAUAACAGUAUUUUGUUUAGAUGUCAUUGUUUUGUUUUAAAUGCUAUUAGUGUAAGAGCCGCAGCGCGCGGUGACGUCCAAAGGACCUAGUGAGUUACCUGAUGGAACAACACAUAUUUAUUAUUUAUUAUAUAGAUACAUUUAUCCUCUUUGUUGAUUUUGUUGUAGACUUGAUGUUUUUCGGUCCCUACCGUCGCGCCGUGGCUUAGCUUAGGGAAGUUUACCAAUAGAUGGUAACCCCAUUGGGCGCCUUCACUUAAUCCGUCCACGUCUAAAGAUAGAUAUUGCCUUUACUAUUUAAUAGAGAUAAUAUAUUUAUAAGAGUUAGAUAAGAACAGAUAAGUGAAAAUAUUUACAAAUAACAAGAGGUUUAAUUAGUUUAGAGAAUUGAAGGUAGGCUUCGAUUUUUGGAUGUUGCGGUUUUGAUGUAAAUGCUUUAUCGUGUGGUAGUUUCUUAGUUGUCGUGAUUGAACAUUGUCAAUUUAUUACGAUACAGAGCAGUAUUUAAAUCAUCCAAUAUAUAAGUCAAACGUGAGUUAAAUAUAAGAUUUUUGGCCUUGAUUUUUCAAUUGUUACACUGUGACUUACAUCUUUAACAUUUGAAAAAUUGGCCCUCAAUUUGUAAUUAAGUGCAUAUGAGAAUGUAGUGUAUUAGCGGGGGCAAGAAAGCAAUUUUCAAAGAAAAGAACACAGAGUAAUAUUUCAAAUAGAUUAAGACUUGUACGAAUAUAAUUAGCUCUUAUGCUAUGUUUUCUUGUCUCUGACACUAUGGUUUUACUACAUUCCAUACUUUUUGACCUGAAAUUGAUGCCUUUAAUGGGCCUGUAGGCUAGAAUUGAGUUUAAUUACGUUCAUUCAUUUUAUUCAUAGACGUAUCGUAGAAUAGCAGUCCUCACCUUAAUACCAAAAUACAGCUUACCAACAUUUUUUUUUUUUGUUUUAGUUGUUAUGUGUGUAACAAUGUAGUUAAGAAUAAAACAUUACGGUAGGUAGAUGGAGAAGAUCGUUGAUAUUUUGCUGUUAAAUUUAUUGCGUUAUAAUAUAUUAAUCUUAUUUCUAAUUAUUAACGUACUAAUAAGUUAGAGGGGAUAAAAUUUAUGAGAAACCAACUUUGUAACCUGAGUGAUAGUAAAUGAUAUCAUAGAAGAUUGUGCCUUAGAUCAGUAAUAAAUUAAAUUGUUUCGAAAUUUAUAUUAAAGAGUAUUUAGAUGUGUGUGUUAAACUGUUCUCACAGAUAUAUUUACACAAAGUUCAAUGUUAUUUAUUUAUAUAGCGCAAUAUUUGCAAAUGGCUGUUUAGCUUGUUUUUAUGGUAAAGUUUAUUUGCAGUUGUGAAUGUCAUCUUGUUACAAAAUAUUGUCUAGGUUUUAAAAGGAUUGGUACUUAUUACCGAAUAUUGUAAUUUAUUUACUUAUAAUAAAAUAAUUUGGUAAAGGGUCUAAUAAAAUAUGAGAUAAAA